UUGUCUUCCUCGAGCUCAGAGUCAUAGCCAACCAUGGCUGCUACUCUUCUUCCUAUCAUCUCUGUCUUCUUGAUCGCCCUUUCACUCCCAACGACGUCGUCUCAACCUUCUUCCAACGUCUGCAACGGCGUACUGCUUUCUUACGUCUAUGACUCCGGCUUCGUUAUCCCUCCCACCCUCUCGCCGUCGGACCGGAAGGACCAACCCUACCGGUUCCAGUCAACCCUCAACGUCCUCAACAACGGCCUGGAAGAGCUCAAGUCGUGGCGGGUCUUUGUUGGGUUCCAGAACAAGGAAAUGUUGGUAUCUGCUCCCAGAGCGGUGCUAGCUGACGGCCGUUCCUUCCCGGCUGACGUCAGCAACGGCACCACUCUUGCCGGGUACCCCGUGGAGAACCUGAAGACUGCGGUGGAGACCGCCGGAGACUUCAACCAGAUGCAAGCUAGGGUGGAGUUGGUGGGUACCCAGUUCGGCGUUGCACCUCCGGAUUUCCCAAUGCCUUCUUCCAUUUAUCUCGUUAAUGAUGGCUUUUCGUGUUCUCCUACACCAUCUCUAGGGAAAAAUGACACUCAUGUUUGCUGCACAAAAGACCCAAACGCAAAGACCAACACCACGAGAGAUGAAGAGGAAUUUCUACCUCGUCAGGAGGGUGAUCUCACUAUAAUGUACGAUGUGACCAGCUCCUACGAGUCUAAUUACUGGGCGCAGAUCACCAUAUCGAACAACAACCUCAUUAAGCGUCUGGACAAUUGGCAUUUGAGCUGGGAAUGGAUGAGGGAAGAGUUCAUCAACGCCAUGAGAGGCGCCUAUCCUUUGGUGGUGGAUACAUCGGACUGCAUUUUUGGUAAGCAAGGCGAAUUUUACCAGGGUCUUGAUUUUUCCAAGGCUUUGAACUGUGAAAGAAGGCCGACAAUCAUUGAUCUCCCUCUUGCAAAGACCAACGACACGAUUGUUGGAUUGGUUCCUUUCUGCUGUCGAAAUGGGACCAUCUUGCCGCCUGCCAUGGAUCCGGCCAUGUCGAAAUCAGCUUUUGUAAUGCAGGUUUACAAAAUGCCGCCAUACCUUAACAGAAGCGAGCUUACUCCUCCGCAGAACUGGAAAAUCAACGGCAGUUCUAGCGGCGAAGGUUACGUGUGCGGGCCGCCGGUGAGAGUGAGCCCCACGCUCUUCCCUGAUCCCAGCGGUCUGCCUUCAGAAACCGCGGCGGUGGCCAGCUGGCAAGUGGUGUGCAAUAUCACGCGCUCCGGCAAUGAUCAGAGCCCCAAAUGUUGCGUAUCUUUCUCCUCAUUCUUCAACGAAUCCGUUAUCCCCUGCAACACUUGCGCUUGCGGCUGUAAACCUAAUCCCGGCAAAGUGUGUAGCGCCACCGCGCCCGCCCUGCUUUUGCCGGCGGAUGCUCUUCUCGUUCCAUUCGACAACAGAACUGAAAAGGCCAUAGAGUUCGCAGGUCUAAAACGCCGUGAUCUGCCAAAUCCUCUGCCCUGCGGGGAUAACUGUGGAGUCAGCAUUAACUGGCACCUGCUUACCGAUUACAACGACGGGUGGACGGCCAGGAUAACGCUGUUCAAUUGGGGGAAAGACGACAUUGUUGAUUGGUCUGCAGCUCUGCAGCUUGAAAAAGCCAUGCCGGGAUUCGAAAAGGUGUACUCUUUCCAAGGACAGCCCAUGACUAAUUCCAGCAACACCCUGUUUUUACAAGGUGGUUCCGGAUUAAACUAUCUUCUUGCAGAAAGAAACGGAGACAAUCCAAGGAGAGAUCCCCCUGUUCCUGGAACGCAGCAAUCAGUGAUUUCUUUCAAGAAGAAGAACACUCCCGGGAUCAAUGUAGCUCGCAUUGAUGGUUUUCCCAGUAAGGUAUUCUUCAAUGGGGAGGAAUGCUCACUUCCGGUGACACUACCCAGCAGGGCUUACAGAAUGCCAGUAGUCUCCACAGCAUUCACCAUUGUUCUAGCUGUGUUGGUUCUCAUAGUAUAAUCAUGCAUAUACCAUUCUGGAGUCUGUACUCAAUUCUUUCAUUAGUUUUCUGCAAAUUUCUGGAAAAAUGACAUUCAACCUAGGCCGAAACAGUUUUGCAUUCUUCCUAAAGUGUAGAAACUGCCUUCUCAAUCAGAGAAUUACAUCAA
Molecule: messenger RNA, 2123 nt
Organism: Ipomoea triloba (trilobed morning glory)
Lineage: Eukaryota; Viridiplantae; Streptophyta; Magnoliopsida; Solanales; Convolvulaceae
Product: COBRA-like protein 7
Exons: 2
Coding region: 34-1974 (646 amino acids)
Biological process (GO): cellulose microfibril organization
Cellular component (GO): membrane
Source: RefSeq, a predicted model, not a curated record